AUUUGAUAAUCGUAUAGGUAUAUAAGUUAUCGCAUACAUUAUAAUUCGAGAUUUGGUACGCCUUCAUCAAUGAUGAACGUUUUUCUUGUUCUCGCCGCCAUUGUUACAAUAUGUGUUGGCAAUACUAUUCCUUCGGUGCCGCGGGAUAAUAGCCAUUAUGUGGAGGGCGAAAGCCGCUACAUUUGGAUGUCGGAAGACGAAGGCGUACCAAUAUUGGUAGACCUGAAUGCGACAGUCGACGAAGCUGCUCUUGCAUCUAGAUCUGGCGCCAAUAAUGAAUAUUGGCUGUAUACAAGGUACAAUCCUACUGUUCCCCAAAUAAUCACGCACAACAAUGCCGCCUCCAUCUGGAGCUCCAAUUACGUAGCUUCCAGACCCUUGAAGGUGAUAGCCCACGGGUGGACUAACAGCGGAAACCAUCAAAUCAAUUCUAUGCUAGCAGAGGCAUUUUUGACAGUACAAGAUGCUAAUAUACUUGUAGUUGAUUGGAGGACGGUUGCUGGGUUGAACUAUGUAUCAGCAGUUGUAGGAGUGCCAGAUGUUGGCCAGCAUAUUGGGGAUUUCUUGACCUGGUUGAUAAACACGGCCGGUGGAAAUUGGAAUAAUGUGCAUUUGAUUGGAUAUAGUCUGGGAGCUCACGUGGUUGGUAAUGCCGGAAGGGCUACUGGUGGCUUACCAGCGAGAGUCACUGGUCUGGACCCAGCUGGGCCUUUAUGGCAAACUAACCGAAACACCCUAUCGGCCGGAGACGGUCAAUACGUAGAAAUAAUACAUACGGAUGGGCUGUACCAGGGGAUUUACAGGCCAAUAGGUGACGCAGACUUCUACCCCAACGGAGGUGUUAGCCCCAUGCCUGGGUGUUCCGAUAGCCAAUGCUCCCACGCCAGAGCAUAUCAAUAUUUUGCGGCCAGCAUCUAUUAUAACCAUUUUGUGGGGAGAUCCUGCCAGAGUGUUAUUGAGGCUGCGAAAAAUCAAUGUCAAGGGAGUGUUUUGAACAUGGGCAAUGGAAUUUUGACUAAAAGGGGAUCCGGUUUAUAUGGGUUAAGCACUGGUGAAUCAUGGCCGUUCUGAAAAUCUAUAGCAUGUAAAAGAGAUGUAGAAAAGCUUAAAUAAAUAUGUUUAAAUUAA
This is a messenger RNA of Plodia interpunctella (Indianmeal moth), 1128 nucleotides long. Its product is annotated as pancreatic triacylglycerol lipase-like. Gene Ontology annotation, biological process: lipid catabolic process. Gene Ontology annotation, molecular function: lipase activity. The record is from RefSeq and is a predicted model, not a curated record. The coding region runs from base 70 to 1071 and encodes 333 amino acids. The transcript has 5 exons. Lineage: Eukaryota; Metazoa; Arthropoda; Insecta; Lepidoptera; Pyralidae.